This is a messenger RNA of Penaeus indicus, 2563 nucleotides long. Its product is annotated as protein qua-1-like. Gene Ontology annotation, molecular function: chitin binding. Lineage: Eukaryota; Metazoa; Arthropoda; Malacostraca; Decapoda; Penaeidae. Bases 65 to 2563 code for a protein of 832 amino acids. The transcript is spliced from 4 exons. Gene Ontology annotation, cellular component: extracellular region. The record is from RefSeq and is a predicted model, not a curated record.
GUCUUCUUCACAUACACUUCUCAUAUUUGCAUUCUGCAUUGUUGUGCACUGUAACGAGUUCAAUAUGAGAAUUAUACUUUUGUGUGGUCUGGUGAGCGUUAUCUCUGCGGACAUACCGCCAUCCAAUACCUAUGGAGCCCCAAACGGAGGGUUCUCAAACGGUUUUGGCUUUGGAGCUUUGAAUGGAGCUUCAAACAACGGUUUUGGUGCCCCAAGUAAUGGUUAUUCUGCACCAAGCAACACCUAUGGCACGCCCAACGGCGCCUACGGAGUAGACCCUGAGAUUGCCGCUCUGGCCGAGAACAUUCCCGGGGGCGGCGUCCCCGGCGAGGACUACCCCAUCUUGGCUUCCGUGCCCGACACCGGCUUCUCGUGCGAUGCCCAGGCGGUACAAGGUUAUUACGCCGACACUGCAGCUGAAGCCGGCUGCCAGGUGUUCCAUAUCUGCCAGGACCGCGCCCUCAGGCGCCAACAGGACUCGUUCCUGUGCCCCAACGGUACCAUCUUCAACCAGCAGUACCUGGUAUGUGACUGGUGGUUCAACGUGGACUGUUCUCAAGCUGAGAGCUUCUACUCCGUCAACGAACUCAUCGGAGUCGUUCCCGACGCCGGUUAUGCCUAUGCUACCGCCACCAACGGCAUCCUCAACGGAAACGGAAACGGAUAUGGAGCCAACGGCAACGGAGCCAACGGAAACGGAAGGAACGGAGCUAAUGGAUACGCUUCCAAUGGCAACGGAAGGAAUGGCAACGGAUAUCGCUCAAACGGCAACGGCAACGGCGCUAAUGGCUUCAAUGGCAAUGGCAGGAACGGCUAUGCUUCUAAUGGCAACGGAGCGAACGGUGUCAAUGGAAAUGGUUUCAACGGCAAUGGAUAUAGAUCCAAUGGCAACGGUAAUGGAAGGAAUGGCAAUGGAAAUGGUAACAGGUACAAUGGCAAUGGAAGGAAUGGCAAUAGUAAUGGAAAUGGAUAUAACGGCAAUGGUGUAAAUGGUAAUGGUAAUGGAAGAAGCGCCAUCAACGGAAACGGAUACAAUGGCAAUGGCGCAAAUGGGAAUGGCAACGGCAAUGGUGUUAAUGGCAACGGAAACGGAUACAAUGGCAAUGGUGUAAAUGGUAAUGGCAACGGCAAUGGCGUUAAUGGCAACGGAAACGGAUACAACGGCAAUGGUGCAAAUGGCAACGGAAACGGAUACAACGGCAAUGGUGUAAAUGGUUUGCUGAGCACUAUCUCCGCAGAGAUACUGCCUUCCAGCUUCUACGGGGAACCAAAUGGUUUCGGCUUUGGAGCUCUCAACGGAGCCUCAAACAACGGUUUUGGUGCCCCAAGUAACGGUUACUCUGCACCAAGCAACACCUAUGGACUGCCCAACGGCGCCUACGGUGUAGACCCUGAAAUUGCCGCUUUGUCCGAGAACAUUCCCGGGGGCGGCGUCCCCGGCGAGGACUACCCCAUCUUGGCUUCCGUGCCCGACACCGGCUUCUCCUGCGAUGCCGUAGCGGUGCAAGGUUAUUACGCCGACACUGCAGCUGAAGCCGGCUGCCAGGUGUUCCAUAUCUGCCAGGACCGCGCCCUCAGGCGCCAACAGGACUCGUUCCUGUGCCCCAACGGUACCAUCUUCAACCAGCAGUACCUGGUAUGUGACUGGUGGUUCAACGUGGACUGUUCUCAAGCUGAGAGCUUCUACUCCGUCAACGAACUCAUCGGAGUCGUUCCCGACGCCGCCAACGGCAACGGAGCCAACGGAAACGGAAGGAACGGAGCUAAUGGAUACGCUUCCAAUGGCAACGGAAGGAAUGGCAACGGAGCCACCAAUGGAAACGGAUAUCGCUCAAACGGCAACGGCAACGGAGUCUCCAAUGGCAAUGGCAGGAACGGCUAUGCUUCUAAUGGCAACGGAGCGAACGGUGUCAAUGGAAAUGGUCUCAACGGCAAUGGGUAUGGAUCCAACGGCAACGGCUUCGGAAGAAGCUCACUCAAUGGCAAUGGAAAUGGAAACGGAUAUAACAGCAAUGGUGUAAACGGUAAUGGCAACGGCAAUGGUGUUAACGUCAACGGAAACGGAUACAACGGCAAUGGUGUAAACGGCAAUGGAAGAAGUGCCCUGAAUGGCAAUGGAAACGGGUACAAUGGUAAUGGCAACGGCAUUGGAAAUGGAUACAAUGGCAAUGGUGCAAAUGGGAAUGGGAAUGGUGUUAAUGGGAAUGGAAGAAGCGCCCUGAAUGGCAACGGAAACGGAUACAACGGUAAUGGAAAUGGCAACGGUGUUAACGGCAAUGGAAGAAGCGCCCUGAAGGGCAAUGGAAACGGAUACAAUGGUAAUGGCAACGGCAAUGGUGCAAAUGGCAACGGAAACGGAUACAAUGGCAAUGGUGUAAAUGGCAACGGCAAUGGUGUUAAUGGUAAUGGCAACGGUAUUGGCGUUAAUGGCAACGGAAAUGGAUACAGUGGUAAUGGAAGAAGCGCCUUCAACGGCAACGGCAACGGAUACAACGGCAAUGGCUCCAAUGGCAAUGGCAACGGAGCUGCCGCUCCGUCUGCCUCCUAUGGCGCUCCUUUCUAA